AUGUCCUGGCAAACUUACGUGGAGACCCUGAUGGCAGAAGGCAACUGCCAGGAUGCGGCCAUUGUUGGGUUCGGCGACGCCAAGUACGUCUGGGCGUCAUUAAGCGGCGGCACGUUCGCUAACAUCACAGCCGCCGAGAUCGACGCGAUGGUGGCAAAGGAACGUGACGCUUUCUUCACCCAGGGGCUGACGUUAGGUAAUAAAAAAUGCUCAGUACUCAGGGAUAGCCUCAAUGUGGACGGCGAUUGGACAAUGGACUUUCGGACCAAGAAUUCAGACGGAGGCCCUACGUAUAACAUUUCUGUAGCCAGAACUGACAAAGUAUUGGUUUUGCUCAUGGGGAAAGCGAGUAUCCACGGAGGCGUGCUCAACAAGCAAGCGUAUGGGAUGGCCGACUACCUGAGGAGGUCUGGAUACUAA
This is a messenger RNA of Syngnathus typhle (broad-nosed pipefish), 420 nucleotides long. RefSeq names its product profilin-2-like. Gene Ontology annotation, biological process: regulation of actin filament polymerization; actin cytoskeleton organization; positive regulation of actin filament bundle assembly. The transcript has a single exon. The record is from RefSeq and is a predicted model, not a curated record. Gene Ontology annotation, molecular function: actin binding. Bases 1 to 420 code for a protein of 139 amino acids. NCBI's taxonomy places the organism in Eukaryota, Metazoa, Chordata, Actinopteri, Syngnathiformes, Syngnathidae. Gene Ontology annotation, cellular component: cytoplasm.